Messenger RNA from Closterium sp. NIES-65, 1254 nucleotides. Lineage: Eukaryota; Viridiplantae; Streptophyta; Zygnematophyceae; Desmidiales; Closteriaceae. The record is from the annotation of a GenBank genome assembly.
AUGGAGGUGGACGUGGACGUGGAUCUGGACGUUGACGUGGACGUGGACCUGGACGUUGACGUGCGCGUGUACGUGGACGUGGACGUGGAAGACGUGGACGUGGACGUGGACGUGGACAUGGACGUGGACGUGGACGUGGACGUGGACGUGGAUGUGGACGUGGAGGACAUGGACGUGGACGUGGACGUGGACGUGGACGUAGAAAUGGACGUGGACGUGGACGUGGACGUUGACGCGGACGUGGACGUAGACGUGGACGUCGACGUGGACGUGGACCUGGACGUUGACGUGGAUCUGGACGAGGACGUGGACGUGGACGUAGACGUGGACAUAGAAAUGGACGUGGACGUGGACGUGGACGUGGACGUGGACCUGGACCUGGACCUGGACGUUGACGUGCACGUGGACGUGGACAUGGACGUGGACGUGGAGGACAUGGACGUGGACGUGGACGUGGACGUUGACGUGGACGUGGACGUGGACGUGGACGUGGACGUGGACAUGGACGUGGACGUGGACGUGGACGUGGACGUGGACAUGGACGUGGACGUGGACGUGGACCUGGAAAUGGACGUGGACGUGGACGUGGAGGUGGACGUGGACAUGGACAAGGACGUAGAAAUGGACGUGGACGUGGACGUGCACAUGGACGUGGACGUGGACGUGGACAUGGACGUGGAUGUGGACGUGGACGUGGACGUGGACGUGGACAUGGACGUGGACGUGGACAUGGACGUGGACGUAGAAAUGGACAUGGACGUGGACGUGGACAUGGACGUGGACGUAGACGUGGACGUGGACGUGGAUGUAGACGUGGACGUGGACAUGGACGUGGACGUGGACAUGGACGUGGACAUGGACGUAGACGUGGACGUGGACGUGGACGUGGACAUGGACGUGGACGUGGACGUGGAUGUGGACAUGGACGUGGACAUGGACGUAGACGUAGACGUGGACGUGGACAUGGACGUGGACGUGGACGUGGACGUGGACGUGGACGUGGACCUGGACGUGGACGUGGACGUGGACGUGGACGUGGACGUGGACGUGGACGUGGACGUGGACUUGGAAAUGGACGUGGACGUGGACGUGGACGUGGAGGUGGACGUGGACAUGGACAAGGACGUAGAAAUGGACGUGGACGUGGACGUGCACAUGGACGUGGACGUGGACGGGACAUGGACGUGGACGUGGACGUGGACGUGGACGUGGACGUGGACAUGGACGUGGACGUGGACAUGGACGUGGACGUAG